Colletotrichum phormii is the source of this 1647-nucleotide messenger RNA. RefSeq lists its product as uncharacterized. Bases 1 to 1647 code for a protein of 548 amino acids. The record is from RefSeq and is a predicted model, not a curated record. Lineage: Eukaryota; Fungi; Ascomycota; Sordariomycetes; Glomerellales; Glomerellaceae. The transcript has a single exon.
AUGGCUGACCUGAUCGGAGGCGGCACUGCCGCUUCCAACGGUAAUGCCUCGGCUUCCACCCGCCAGCGCACCACUGGCGCCCCUAACCCUACCAGCUCGCCCUCUGGAAUUCGUGGUCCUAGAAUGAUCAUGCAGGAGCGCGCUGCCAGAGAGGCAGCCCGUCAGAGAGCCGAACAGGAACAGAUGCAGUUGGAGAGACAGCGAGCCGAGCAGGAAGCUCGCCUAUUGGAGGAGACGCAGAGACGGAAUGCGGAGCGCCGAGCUGCCACCGCCGUUACUGGCGCUGCCGGAGGAGGAACAGCUGGUGGCGCCGCCAACGUGUCCCAGCAGGACCCCACCUCUCAUCGGCGACCCGUAGCCACCGAUACCCCACAAACCCGAACCAACCCGGGAGGAAGUUCCCGCCAACCUACGACGACUCAGCCGCAGACUCGACACGGCCGAACGGCGUCAACCUCUCAGCCCGGCCAGCAACCCUACAGCACAGCCCCUCAGGCCAGCACCACUCAACAGCCUGCUAACACCUCUGUUCAAGGAGCCCAGGAGUCCGGUGCUGCGGGAUCGAGACCUAGAAACUCAUUCCCCCACGCGUUUGAGCGUUGGGAAACCUUAUCAGCUCACUGGGAGGGUCUCACCAGCUUCUGGAUUCGACGACUUGAACAGAACAACCAGGACAUUGAGCGUGAUCCUGUUAAUCAGGCGCUCUCUCGCCAGGUCACCGACCUUACUGCAGCCGGUGCCAACCUUUUCCACGCCGUUGUCGAGUUGCAGCGCCUCCGCGCUAGUUCCGAGCGCAAGUUCCAGCGAUGGUUUUUCGAGACCCGGGCUGAGCUGGAGCGUGCUCAGGAGGUCAACGCCAUGUUAGAGUCGGCCCUUGACGAGGAGAGACGUGCUAGAGAGAACGCUGUUCAGGCAGCCAUCCAGAAGGAGCGUCAGCACUCCGCCAACGAUGAACGCGUUAGAGAGAUGAAGAAGGAGCUCCAGAUCUCCAAGGAAGAGGCUCGCCGCGCUUGGGAGGAGCUUGGUCGCCGUGAGCAUGAAGAGCGCGAGCGGACCCAGUCUCUGCAGAGCGGUCAGCCUACCAUCCUCGGCGGCGUCCAGGUCGUCCCGAUGACGCAGGGUGCUCCUAGUCGCCACGGCAGCUCUCGUGAGCAGUAUGGUGGCCAGCAGGCCGGCUACGCUGGCGAUUAUUCCCAAGCCCCUGGUGGUCAAUCCAUCCCCGCUACCUCUGGCAACCCCUAUACAUCCGGCGACGCUGGUCAGGAGGGCGUCACCUACACGGGUGCUGGUUCCGAGGGUGGAUACUCUGAAGGUGAGUACGCUAUCGAUGCGCAAGGCCACUUCAUUCGCGAUUCUCAGGGACACAAAGUUCCCUUUAUUGCUCCACCUUCCCCAGUUUCUGACCAAGGUAUAGAAGAGUAUGAAACCCCCGCGACGAACCCUCCCAGUGCCGGCUACCUGCAGACCCCCACUACGUCUGCUGGAGAACAACCGCAGCAGGGAGCCACUCAAGACUAUUCCGGCUCGGGCUAUGCAGCUCCAGGCUGGGAGACUGUCCCUAGACAUCAUCACCCGACUCGCCUGAGCGAUGUCAUGGAAGAGGAUGAGCGCAGCCGCGCCAGCAACAGUCAAGUUGGCCGACACUAG